Salvia splendens (bonfire salvia) is the source of this 6750-nucleotide messenger RNA. Its product is annotated as E3 ubiquitin-protein ligase PRT6-like. The record is from RefSeq and is a predicted model, not a curated record. Gene Ontology annotation, biological process: ubiquitin-dependent protein catabolic process via the N-end rule pathway; protein ubiquitination. Lineage: Eukaryota; Viridiplantae; Streptophyta; Magnoliopsida; Lamiales; Lamiaceae. Gene Ontology annotation, cellular component: ubiquitin ligase complex; cytoplasm. Gene Ontology annotation, molecular function: zinc ion binding; ubiquitin protein ligase activity.
CGCUACAACGUCAUUUCCCUUUACAACUCAAGCAGCGACACGUACAAACCCAGCCAUCUCUACAAACACACUCCAAAAUCUGGAAGAUCAUCGAAUUCUCGCAUAGGGUUUUUAGAUUAUUCGCUGCGAAUUGCAAAAUUGAUGCACUUUCUGGCACAUAUUUAUAUGUGUUUGGGCUUCUGGAGUGAGGCUGAGCUUCAGUCCUGGAGAGUGAUACCUGCGGAUUUAGCAACUGUUCUUGCAUCGGUCGGGUUAGGAAACUGUUUCGAAUGGCGACUGAUUCACCGCCGGAAUCCGCCGUUGUGAUGCACUCUGAUCUCCUUAUUCAGAGGCUUUCUCGGCUGGAUAUUCCUAGGGACAAACUGAACCUAGGACCUCGUGGCAUUGUUGAAUUUGCAAGGAGUAACAGAUCGUUAAUAGGACAGUUGGUUUCCGCUAUAUUGCCAGCUGAAGAGGAGGAGGUGGAUAAAGAUGCAUUUCGCGAGAGUGAGAUUUGGUUGCAGUGGUUGAUGUUUGAGGAUGAACCUGAAGUGUCACUGGAGCAGCUGGAGAAAAUGAGUGAUAAUGAGCGAGGUGUUUGUGGGGCUGUUUGGGGGAAUAAUGAUAUCGCAUAUCGCUGCCGGACAUGUGAGCACGACCCUACUUGUGCGAUCUGUGUUCCUUGUUUUGAGAAUGGAAAUCACAAGGACCACGACUACUCUGUCAUAUAUACUGGUGGUGGGUGCUGUGAUUGUGGGGACAUUACUGCAUGGAAACGUGAAGGAUUUUGUUCAAAGCACAAAGGCGCAGAGCAGAUUCAACCACUCCCCAAGCAUGUUGCAGAAUCGUUGGGGCCUGUCCUGGAUUCUUUACUUAUUUACUGGAAAGAAAAAUUACUUUCUGCAAGAAAUGUCUCUGAACAGAGUCCUAGAGUGGUUGGUCAUGCUGCUGAAAAGUGUGCAGAGGAGCUGACCUCCAGUGUGGUGGGGAUGCUUUUGGAUUUCUGUAAACACAGUGAAAGUUUGCUAAGUUUUAUUUCUCAGAGAGUAUAUUCUUCAGCAGGUUUAUUGGAUGUUCUGCUGAGGUAUGAGAGGUUCAUGAACGCUAGUGUGGUUGCGAAGCUCCAAGAGCUACUUCUCAAAAUGUUAGGGGAACCAAUAUUCAAAUAUGAAUUUUCUAAAGUUUUUGUACUAUAUUACCCAUGUAUUGUAACUGCAGCCAUAAAUGAGGGCACUGACACUGCUUUCAAAAAGUAUCCACUUCUAUCGACAUUCUCCGUCCAAAUUUUGACUGUACCAACUCUUACCCCGCGUCUUGUAGAGGAAAUGAAUCUGCUAGGUAUGUUGUUGCAAUGUUUGGGAAGUAUAUUCGCUCAUUGCUCUGGUGAAGAUGGAAGACUGCUGGUUAAUAAAUGGGCACACCUAUAUGAGACUACUAUUCGCGUGGUUGAUGAUAUUAGAUUUGUCAUGAGCCAUUCUGUUGUACCCAAUUAUCUAUGCCAACGCAGACGAGAUCUGGUUAGAGUUUGGAUGAGACUCUUGGCUUCUGUACAAGGAAUGAACACACAAAAGAGAGAGACAGGCAGUCACGUAGAAGAUGAAAACGAGAAUGUUCAUUUGCCUUUCGUUUUAUGUCAUUCUAUAUCUAGCAUUCUUUCUCUUCAAGUGGCUGGGGCCUUCUCAGUCAGUGUUAACGAUGAUAAUAAAACAUUUAUCAGCAUAUAUAAACAAUAUCAUGAAGACCGAGACAGCCUAAGACUUGCCAAAGUAGGAAGGCUAUCUCAAGAAAGCUCUGUUAGUAGUAUUACAGGAAAGGGUGCAGUUGACCAUGAGGUCAAGGCUGCUGAUAGUUUUCCUGUCCCAUCAUCUGCUUUGUGGUUAGUAUAUGAGUGCUUGAGAUCUCUUGAGAGUUGGCUGGGACUCGACAACACAUUGGGUCCUCUCAGUGCCUUGUCACUGAAGACAAGUGAUGGCUCUGGCAAUAACUUUUUGGCUUUAAAAAGAACUCUCUCGAGGAUUAGAAGAGGCAGACACAUAUUUGAAUCAUCCACUUCAUCAGGUAGUUAUUCUACCAAUUUAAAUGAGGCUCUUAGCAACUACUAUAUGUUUUCACCAUCUCAUGGUGGCUUGAAACUUGGUGUAGGGUUUGAUUGUGGCCUGCCUGUGGGACAACUAAGGAAUUGUGGUACUGAUGAUAACAUCAUUGAAGGAGAGAACUCUUCCGAACCAGAAGGAUUGCGAGUUCUGAGUUUAUCAGAUUGGCCUGACAUCGCAUAUGAUGUUGGAUCACAGGAAAUAUCUGUACACAUUCCGCUGCACCGACUACUUUCAAUGCUUUUGCGGAGGGCACUCAAAGAAAGUUUCGGUGAAGGAUCGUUGCACGUCCUGAGUACUGAUUCUGUUUCUGCAGAUCACUCAUUUGUCAGACAUAGUGAUUUCCUUUGCCAGAUUCUGGAUGGGUCCCAUCCUUGUGGCUUUUCUUCCUUCGUCAUGGAGCAUCCCCUGCGAAUAAGGGUGUUCUGUGCACAGGUUCAUGCUGGAAUGUGGCGCAGUAAUGGGGAUGCUCCCUUAUUAUUUAGUGAGUGGUACCGUGCCGUCCGCUGGUCGGAGCAAGGCCAAGAACCUGAUCUCUUCUUGCUACAGUGUUGUGCUGCUUUAGCUCCACCAGAUCUUUUUGUCCAAAGAAUCCUUGAACGUUUUGGGCUAUCAAACUAUAUCACUCUUAAUACUGAUCAGUCUAGUGAGCAUGAACCGAUCCUAGUUGCUGAAAUGCUCACUCUUCUGAUACAUAUUGUGAAAGAGCGAAGAUUUUGUGGGCUAACAACUGCAGAGUGCUUGCAAAGAGAGUUGGUAUACAAGCUUGCUAUUGGAGAUUCUACUCGUAGUCAGCUUGUGAAGUCUCUUCCUCGAGAUCUUUCAAAAGCCGAUGAAUUUCAAGAAGUGUUGGAUAGAGUUGCUGAAUAUUCUCACCCAUCUGGCAUGACACAGGGCAUGUAUAAACUAAGAUCGUCGUACUGGAAGGACCUUGAUUUAUAUCAUCCUCGCUGGAACUUGAGAGAUCAGCAAGCAGCAGAAGAGAGAUACUUGUCGUUUUGUAAUGUUUCAGCGUUGUCCGCUCAACUUCCUAGAUGGACAAAAAUUUAUCCUCCUCUUAGGGGCAUAGCUAAAAUAGCUACCUGUAAGACACUUCUCCAAAUUGUUCGUGCAGUUCUGUUUUAUGGUGUUUUCUCUGACAAGCUUGCUACCCCGCGUGCUCUGGAUGGUGUCCUAUUAACUGCAUUGCAUUUGUUGGCCCUUGCACUGGAUGUCUGUCAAUUGCAGAAAGAAUUGGGUGACCCAUUUUGUUAUGUGGGCGAUAUCAUUCCAGUUUUGGCAUUUGCCAGUGAAGAAAUACCUACUAGCAAAUAUGGUGAUCAGAGCUUGCUGUCACUCCUUGUCAUUUUGAUGCGGAUGCAUGAGAAAGAAAAUGCACAAAACUUCAUGGAAGCUGGGGAUUUUAAUCUGUCAUCUGUAGUUAUGGGUUUAAUCAAGGCCUUUGUGGCACUUGAACCAGCAUGUAUGACCAAAUUGCAGAAGCUUGCACCACAAUUAGCUAAUAAAUUUUCAAAAUCUAUUUCGAAUGAUAAUGCUAGAGACAUGGAUUUAUCAGAUGAUAGUGAAAAGCGCAAAGCAAAGUCUCGUGAGAGACAAGCUGCUAUAUUGGAAAAGAUGAGAGCCCAGCAAUCCAAGUUUCUGGAGAGCUUUAAUUCCAGCAACGAUGAUGAGAUGGAAGACGCCAACCCCGAGCAAGAAGUAUGUGAUUCUGAAGUUAGUAAUGACUCCCAGGAGUCCGCUCAAGUAACCUGCUCCCUGUGCCACGAUCCUAAGUCUAUGAAUCCAGUAUCAUACUUGGUUCUUCUCCAAAAAUCCAGGCUAUUGAGUUUGGUUGAACAUGGCCCCCCUUUAUGGGAUCGAGUUAGCCGGUCUGGUAAAGAGCUUGUCUUGGAUGAUAAGACCCCGAGCAAUGUUUUAUCACAAAGCAGUGUCCCUGAUAACUCAGACGUCACGUUGUCACAGUUUGAAAAUAUGAUUCAGAGUGCUCUAAAUGAUUUUGCUUCUAUCGGGCAACCGCAUGAAGUGAAUGCUUUUACGGAGUAUGUCAAAGCACGAUUCCCUACCAUUAAGAAUAUUCAACUACCAUCUGUUUUGAAGGACACAAGGGAUAAUAAAACAUCAUCUUUUGAGACAUUGGAACAGGAUAUGUAUCUGUCAAUAAGGAGGUUCCAGUCCAGUUGUUCGGAUUCUUGCAAAGAGGCUGAAAAUUGUUCAACCACUGGAAGCAGCACCAAAAGAAGCGGCUGUGCUGAAUCUCUUCUGCUUGGUAAAUACAUGGCUGGUUUGUCGAAAGAGCCACGGGAUAACCCUUUGGCUUCACAGAACGGCUCUUGCAGCGAUUGGAUGAAACUGAAAUCUGGUGUACUGGAUCCCAGAUAUGAUAAUUUUGGUCCGAUUGAUGCUGAUGGAAUUUAUGUUUCUUCAUGUGGACAUGCUGUGCAUAAAGUAUGUCUGGAUCGCUAUUUAUCAUCACUAAGGGAGAGAUUCAAUAGAAGAAUUGUAUUUGAAGGGGGCCAUAUUGUGGAUCCAGAACAGGGUGAGUUCCUUUGUCCAGUGUGUCGGGGACUUGCUAAUUCUGUACUGCCAGUUUUGCCUGGAGAUAAAACAAGGGUACCUCAGCCUCCUGCUGGUUCAACCAUUAAUUUUACAGGUGUGAGUAGCCAUUUAAAUUUCUCCGCCGCCGGCCAUUCUCUUCGCCUCCAAGAUGCUUUAUCACUCUUACAAACAGCUGCUAAUAUUGCUGGAGAUCAGGAGAGUCUAAAAGUUGUACCAAUACGAAAGUUAACGAUAAAGCCAAAUCUUGAACAUAUCAUUCGUUUGUUAUGUGAAAUGUAUUAUCCUAAACAAACUAAGAUUUUAGAGACUGGUAGGAUAAGUCAUCCAUUGAUUAUAUGGGACACGCUGAAGUACUCCCUUAUCUCAGCUGAAAUUGCAGCUCGAUCUAGAAAGAAUUCGUUGAGUCCAAAUUACAGCAUUGGUUCUUUAUACAAGGAGCUCCACUCUUCCAGUGGUUUUAUUUUAUCCUUGCUGUUAGAUAUAACUCAAAGCACAAAGACAACAAAUCCUCAGGCUGUCUUACUAAGAUUUCAAGGCAUCCGGCUGUUUGCUAAGUCUCUAAUGCCUCAUGCUAAUCCAAAUGGAUUGUCCAGUUUUCCCGCCCAGCAUGGAGGUAAUAUGCUUUAUAUCUUGGAAAAUGCUGAAUUGGAAGCAGAGUAUCCAGAUAUGCAACUAUGGAGACAAGCACAUGAACCUAUUAUUGCUCAUGAUGCCUUUUCAUCAUUUAUGUGGACACUAUUCUGUCUUCCAUGGCCAAUGUUAUCUUGCAAGGAAUCUUAUUUGUCCCUUGUACAUGUUUUCUAUGUUGUUUCCACCGCCCAGGCUAUACUUGCAUGCUAUAGCACACAGAAAAGCAUCCAAAUUGAAGUGGAGGUCUCUUAUAAUUUAAUUUCUGACAUACACCGACUGAUUGGGAAGCAUCAAGAAGCUAUGAAGUUUUUCAUGUCCAACCGUGCUAAUUCUUCACAUAAUAUCUAUGAUUCGAUUCGCAUUUUGACAUUUCCUUACUUGCGAAGAUGUGCCCUGCUUUGGAAAUUAAUAAACACUUCUAACAUGAUGCCAUUUGGUGAUGAGGCCCAUGCCUGGGAUAGAUCUCCAUGUACACUUGAUGACAUGGAGUAUGUAACUAAUAUGACGGAAGAGCUUCUGGAGGUUGGGGAACUGGAGAAGAUGUUCGAUAUUCCCACCUUGGACAUCAUCAUCAAUGAUGAAGUAUCAAGAUCAACAGUUUCCAGAUGGGUGGGCCAUUUCUGCGAAGUGUUUGAAGCUCAUAAAUCUUCUCAGGCUUUGAGAUGUACUCCAGCAGUCCCAUUUAAUCUGAUGCUUUUGCCUCAUGUGUACCAUGAUCUGUUGCAAAGGUAUUUUAAGAAGUGUUGCCCUGCAUGUGGAGUAUUGAUGGAGGAGCCUGCACUGUGCUUGCUUUGUGGUACAUUAUGCUCUCCAAACUGGAAAACUUGCUGCAGAUCAAGCACUUGUAAGACACAUGCGUUGGAUUGCGGUGCAGGCAUCGGAGUCUUCCUUUUAAUUAGAAGGACCACAAUAUUGCUUCAGAGAUCUGCACGCCAGGCGCCUUGGCCUUCUCCUUACUUGGAUGCAUUUGGUGAAGAGGAUGUUGAAAUGCAUCGGGGGAAGCCACUGUUUCUCAGCCAAGAAAGAUACGCAGCCUUAACACAUAUGGUGGCUUCUCAUGGGCUUGAUCGAAGCUCAAAGGUGCUUCGAAAAACAACAAUUGGUUCCUUUUUCAUGUUUUAGGCCGUGGAUGUGAAUAACCAGAUAUUCUUCUGAUGAGGUAGUAUAUAGCAUUCAGAUUCUUGAAUCGGAGAUUAUCUAAAUUUCAUGAUUUGAGCUUCAAUACAAGAUCAGGAAAUCAGUGGCAGCCUUUGAUACUCAACUGUACAGACUUGAUAUAGAGGUUAUAUUUCGUGAUACUAUUUGUAUGUGGUUAUCUUCCAACUGGAAUGCAUUACUGGCUGUGGUGUUCUGGUGAACGUCGAUUUCCUCCUGAUCGGUAGAGAGAUAUAUACGAAUAUAUAAUGUCUCAUGUACACAAAUUUCUCUACUUUCUAUGUGUGGAUUUUGGGACGAGGAUGAUUUUUUUUUCUGUAAAUUGCCUAUGGAUGUA